Diutina rugosa is the source of this 519-nucleotide messenger RNA. RefSeq lists its product as uncharacterized. Bases 1 to 519 code for a protein of 172 amino acids. The transcript has a single exon. Lineage: Eukaryota; Fungi; Ascomycota; Pichiomycetes; Serinales; Debaryomycetaceae. The record is from RefSeq and is a predicted model, not a curated record.
AUGUUCCUUAAAAGUAGUUUGAUUGAUAUAAUGCCUGAGAGUUGGUUGGAGAGAUUUCCAUUCAAAGUUGGCCAGAACAUCUUCUCGUUGUUGGACACGCCGUCGGUGUGUCGGCUCUACCUUGCGUUUGAAUGGAGGGCGUUCGCUGAGGAGAUUGAAUACUGGCUUGCCACCGCUGAGGUGGAAGUAACGGCGGAUGUUGUUGUCGAAGGCGACCCCACCAAAAUUGACUACACGUUGGCGAUGCUCCCUGCCUGUAAUAUUGUGGUCAACGUCACUACUAAGUUCUUGCAAUUGACGUUGUGGCACCUUGAACGAGCGCAAUUCAUCCUGGUGAGGCUAUCCAUCAGCGAUAGUCUGUAUUGUGGCAAGUAUUGCGCUGACCUCCGCUUCUUGGGCACAAAGUUAGCCGAACUUUCCCUCAACAAAGUCGUGGUAAACUUCAAAAAAGACAUACCGAAAACGUUACGCAAACUCCGCCUCGAGGGUCUCCUGUAUUCGUCGUCGCUGAAACUUUAG